Amphibalanus amphitrite is the source of this 1049-nucleotide messenger RNA. RefSeq lists its product as uncharacterized. NCBI's taxonomy places the organism in Eukaryota, Metazoa, Arthropoda, Thecostraca, Balanomorpha, Balanidae. The coding region runs from base 470 to 949 and encodes 159 amino acids. The record is from RefSeq and is a predicted model, not a curated record. The transcript is spliced from 4 exons.
GGAACCUAGAAAAGGCGUUGACCCGCUCUGUCACCUAGGAGGUGUGCAAAUUUCAACUUCCUACGACAUACCGUCUGCCCUGUGGGCGAGGUCAAUUGAACCCACUACACGAUGUGCGGACACACAAACUCACAGACGGAUUCUGUUUGAAUAGUAAGUUAGAUUAAUAUUUUUCGAAACCCAUGAAUAAGUUGCUUGUUCGAAACUAUCGUUUAGAUAAACGAUUCGAAGUGCCUCGAAUCAUUCGAGGCACUUUUUACAUAACAUCCAAUGCAGUAAAGUCACAAUUUCAAAUUCUCUAUCCGUCGUGAGUUGACAAAAAUGGCACGGUCCUAUCUCGUAGGAAAUUGUGGGAACAUGGCCAGCCUGGUGCAGAUUACUUCAAUUAAAACACUGCGGGGUGCGUAGUUCGGCCCACACUCGUCAGUUUCGUGCUCGCUCGCACCGGAAGCUCCCCAGUUCGCUCACGAUGCAGUUCGCUGUUCUGUUCUCGAUGGUGGCUGCGGCCUCGGCUGUCCAGUACCCUCCGCACGCCUCCUGCAAGGCCGACUGGACGUUCGGCGUGACCUGCGAGGAGGCGAAGCAGGCCAUCAUUGACCAGAUGAACGCCUGGACCGGCCCCGAGGGCUGUGCCGACGGCGGAGAAAAGUGCCUGUAUGAGGUGCUGUCGACCGACGGUAACGUUGUGACGGGCACCCACACGACCCCUACUGUCGGCUACGUGGACGACCUCGAGUUCACCUUCACCGACGGAGGCGACGGCACCUGCGCCAUGCACGGUUUCUCGACCUCGGAGACCUCCUACGCCUACCUGGACUCGAGCACCAACUACUGCAACAUGAAGAACCUCAUCACCGGCUCGGGUCUGGACCAGUCCGAGUCCUUCAGCGAGGUGACCAGCGACGACAUCUGCACCCAGUACUCGUCCGCCAACUGCGACGUCUACUAGGGCGGCCAAAGUACAAUGUCACUGUGUGAUUUCGGCUUUGUUUGUGGUACUCAGUGAUCGUUGUUGUUUUGUUGUUUUAAUAAAUGACAAUUUACUAGAA